Messenger RNA from Carcharodon carcharias (great white shark), 4583 nucleotides. It is a transcript of the gene ror2, whose product is annotated as receptor tyrosine kinase-like orphan receptor 2. The transcript has 9 exons. Gene Ontology annotation, biological process: protein phosphorylation; multicellular organism development; cell surface receptor protein tyrosine kinase signaling pathway. The record is from RefSeq and is a predicted model, not a curated record. Gene Ontology annotation, cellular component: signaling receptor complex. NCBI's taxonomy places the organism in Eukaryota, Metazoa, Chordata, Chondrichthyes, Lamniformes, Lamnidae. Bases 332 to 3178 code for a protein of 948 amino acids. Gene Ontology annotation, molecular function: transmembrane receptor protein tyrosine kinase activity; protein binding; ATP binding.
ACAAAGUUUGAGUGGAAGAAGACUGUCUGCAGGACCGCAAACCUUAGGGUCUCAUUACUGUAGGAGAUGUUUCAAAAAAAACUUUCCUGAGAAGACGCCACCAGAAUUUUAUUAACUCAGUCGCAAUUUAGAAUUUUAUCCUUGAUCGCUGCGUUCUAAGAGAAUUCUGAAGAACAAACGAAGGGCUUUGUAUAGAGGUUCCUUUCUUGUUGCUCUUUCUCGUGGUUCUGUGGUGCCUCCCUUGGGGGGACCGUUCGGUCUCUUUGGAUGAACACGACCAAGUCGUUUUUUUUUAAAAUACCUGGCGUGGUCUGCAUUUAACUAACGAGUGAUGUACAAAACUAGGAUAAAGUCGACACUUUUUGGAAAGAACUUCGUGCUACUUCUGUUCAUGUGCUGCCCGCUUUUCGGAGAGAUUUCAACAGAUGAAGCUCAUCAGUCUGAUCCACUUGGCUCCAUUGGACCUGGAGGAGACCAGCACAGUCCUUUGCCAACAGCUAAAGGUUAUUUUCUGACCUUUCUGGCACCUGUGAACAAUAUCACUAUAGUACAAGGACAGACAGCGACUCUGUACUGCAAAGUUGCAGGCAAUCCACUUCCAAACAUAAGAUGGCUGAAAAAUGAUGCACCGGUUUUUCAAGAAGCAAGACGGAUCACAAUAAGAAAAACAGAAUACGGUUCUCGACUUCGAAUUCAAGACCUGGAUACGACAGACACGGGGUACUACCAGUGUGUCGCAUCUAAUGGCAAUAAAACCAUUACAGCUACUGGGGUGCUAUAUGUGAAACUUGGUCAGUCUCCAACUCACAGUCCACAUUACAGCUCACAUGAUGAAGACACUGAAGAUGGAUUCUGUCAACCGUACAGGGGGAUUGCAUGUGCUCGAUUCAUUGGAAACCAAAGCAUUUAUGUGGAUUCCCUCCAGAUGCAGGGAGAAAUUGAAAAUCGAAUUACUGCUGCAUUUACUAUGAUUGGUACUUCCACCCAUCUCUCGGAUCAAUGUUCGCAAUUUGCCAUUCCAUCUUUCUGUCACUUUGUGUUCCCUCUCUGUGAUGAUAAUUCCCGUAAUCCCAAACCACGGGAAUUAUGCCGAGAUGAGUGUGAAGUUCUGGAAAACGAUCUGUGUAGAACAGAAUACGUCAUUGCAAGGUCAAACCCACUCAUUCUUAUGCAGCUUCAGUUGCCAAACUGUGAGGAUCUGCCACUGCCGGAAAGCCCCGAGGCAGCAAGCUGCAUGAGAAUCGGAAUUCCUGUGGAUAGGAUUAACAGAUUUGGCCAUACAGAUCAUAAAUGCUACAAUGGCAGUGGAGCAGAUUACAGAGGAAUUGUCAGCGUGACAAAAUCAGGAUAUAAGUGCCAGUCGUGGAAUUCCCAAUAUCCUCACACUCAUCAGUUCAGCAGCUUGGAAUAUCCAGAACUUGGAGGUGGCCACGCUUACUGUCGCAAUCCAGGUGGACAAAUGGACGGACCGUGGUGCUACACACAGAGCGAUGCUCGCCUUGAACUCUGUGAUAUUCCUGCCUGCCAUCCACGUGAAAAUAGCAAAAUGGAGAUCCUCUACAUACUUGUCCCCAGCAUUGCCAUUCCACUGGUCAUUGCUUUGUUAUUUUUCCUAAUAUGUAUGUGUCGAAACAAACACAAAGCAUCUACACCUUCUCCACAGCGGCGCCAGCUGAUGGCAUCGCCCAGUCAGGACAUGGAGAUGCCACUCAUCAGCCCUCACAAACAGGGGAAAUUGAAAGAUAUCUGUCUAUCUGCAGUGCGAUUCAUGGAAGAACUUGGAGAGGAUCGAUUUGGGAAAGUGUACAAGGGACAUCUGUACAGCACAGGCCCUGGUGAACAAGCACAAGUUAUAGCUAUUAAAACCAUGAAGGACAAAACCGAAGUGUCACUCAGAGAAGAAUUCAAACAUGAAGCUUUGAUGCGAUCUCGGCUGCAGCAUCCAAAUAUUGUUUGUCUGCUUGGCAUAGUAACCAAAGAGCAACCCAUGAGCAUGAUCUUUAGUUACCCUUCCCAGAGUGACCUCCAUGAAUUCCUAGUAAUGCGGUCACCACAUUCAGAUGUUGGAAGUAGCGAUGAUGAUAGGACAGUGAAGUCUGCCCUGGAGCCAGCUGACUUUCUGCACAUUGUGACUCAGAUAGCAGCAGGCAUGGAAUACCUAUCCGGCCACCAUGUCGUGCACAAGGAUUUGGCCACUAGGAAUGUCUUGGUCUGUGAUAAGCUCCAUGUAAAAAUAUCCGAUUUGGGCAUUUUCAGAGAGGUUUACUCCGCAGAUUACUACAAGUUGAUGGGAAAUUCACUUCUACCGAUUCGCUGGAUGCCACCUGAAGCUAUCGUAUAUGGCAAAUUUUCUGUUGAUUCUGACGUAUGGUCUUUUGGGGUAGUGGCAUGGGAAAUAUUUGGCUACGGCCUGCAACCAUAUUGUGGGUAUUCCAAUCAAGACGUCAUAGAAAUGAUAAGAAAUCGUCAUGUGUUGCCCUGUCCAGAUGACUGCCCAGCCUGGGUAUACAGUCUGAUGCUGGAGUGUUGGAAUGAAUUUCCAUCAAGAAGGCCACGGUUUAAAGACAUCCACACAAGACUCCGAACGUGGGAAAAUCUGUCCAACUAUAACAGCUCAGCUCCUCCUUCUGGGGGCAGCAAUGCCACACAGACUAGCUCCCUCAGCACUAGUCCAGUCAGUAAUGUUAGUAAUGCAAGAUAUGUGGGACCAAAGCAAAAAACACAUUUUCCACCACCUCAAUUCAUACCUGUAAAAGGACAGAUACGGCCGAUGGUUCCACCACCUCAAUUGUACAUUCCAGUAAAUGGCUACCAGCCAAUGCCAACCUAUGGUGCCUAUUUGCCAAAUUAUUACCCAAUGCAAAUCCAGAUGCAGAUGCCUCAGCAGUUACCCCCACAAAUAGUACCAAAGACGGGUUCCCAUAACAGUGGAAGUGGCUCCACAAGCACGGGUUAUGUAACAACAGCGCCCUCAAAUGCAUCCGGUACAGAUCGCAUUGCUUUGAUCCCCGACCAGUCAAAUGGCACAGAAGAUGAGCCAAAUGAACCCACUGUUGUAGAUGAAGUACCUGCGUCUGAGAAUCUCCAAGAUGAUGAAAUGUUGGUACCAGAAACUGAAUUACUCGGUGAUGCUGACAUACCACAAACAGCUGAUGCGGAAGUGGAUACAGAAGCAUGAACUAUUUUUUCCAGAAAACGAUGAGGCCACAAUCAUUACUAACACAUUAGUGAUAAUAAAAAAGAAUGUGAAAUAGCAAAAGUAUUAAACCUAUUAUUUUUCUUUAAAAAGAACAUCUCGGUUCAUUAAUGACACAGGUUCAAUCUAUCUGUGCCCUGUCUUUUUGUAUUAGGCUGCCCUCAAAUUUGUCAUUUGCAGCUGGCACAGUAAGAAAGCCCUGAUCAUUGCAAUUUAUAUUCACUGUUCAGUGGAAUGCAUGCAUCCGCAAAGGCAGAUUUGAACCGAAGAGUGUUCUGGAGGUGCGUGACUCGACUGAAUAAGCAGUUUCGAUUUUCUACUGUUGCUGUGCAACUUUACAUUGUCGAGCAAUACCUCAUAUUUAUAUAACACAAUAACCUAUAUGCUGACACAUUGAACUGUAUUAAACACACUUUAUGAAGUAAAAGCUGAUGCAUGGGGAAAACUAGCAACAACUAUCCUCCAAUUUUCAAUGGAGGUACUUUCAUUGUACAUAUUUGUACACUUGAAUGGUGUUAUUCAUAGUCAUUUUAUAAACAUUUUAGUAGAAUGCAAAGAAAGGACAUUCUGAUAACUCCAACAGUAUUGUCAACCCAUACCAGCAGUCUUCUGGCUCCCAGCAGUCAAUCAAUUCAUAACUGAAGUGAUGCAGGCUGGGCUGUAAAUAACCUGAAGAAAUGUACAUGGAAAAAAAGGAGAAUGAAUGAGGAUUCCAAAAUAUCCUACCAUUUUACGAAAGAGAACUGGUGUACAGGUAGCUACUGUGUGGCAUCCAACAGCAACACUGAGAAGGAGCAGAUAUGAUAAACCAAACUACAUUAUUAUUGUUUCAUAUUAACCACCAAAUGACUGUUUAACUGCCUUGUUCUAUAUUUUACAUGUAAAAUGUCAAUUAAUUGAUUAAAAGUUUCCACUUUUCCACAUUAAGUGAAAUAUUCUUUGUAAAUACAAAAAACAUGAAUACUCACUUUUUAACAAAAAUCCUAUUAUUUCUUAAACUGACAUUCUAUUAAAACUAUUUUGCAUAUUGGGUCCAUUCUUUCCUUUUGUUACCUUUUUAAAAGAAAUAUGCUGUACAGAAAAAGACCUUUGCAUUUUAAUAACCUCAAGGCUUUAAUUGUAAUUUAUGUUUCAUGACGUUUUUUGACAUAUACCUGCAAUGAAACAAAAGUUUGAUUUUAUAAUUUAACUGGAAACUUACUAAGUAAAUACUUAUUCCACUUAGUUUGAUUUCCUCUUUAUUGAAUGACCUUUAAAUUUCCUGUUUAGUUUAUAUGGAGGUUAUUGCUAAACACACCAGAAGAUUUGCAUUACUGUAAUGAGCGCACUGUUUAUAUAUUUUGUAAACCAAACCACAUAGCAUUUCAAAUAAAGUGAUUAAACAUCA